AUGGCAAAGAAAGGCACCUUCAACAGCUCCUUCUUCGGCAAUUUUGCCACCAGGCUCCACGGAACACCCGUGCGCUUCGGCAUCCUGCUCGGCCAGCGUGUCGAGGCGUCCCUUGGAGACGUGGUGCUCGCUGCUGCGACGCCCCAGGUGCCAAAGGAGGAUGGUGAAGCCCCGCCUAUCAAGGAUGUGGCGACCCUCCUGAAAUCACAGCAGGGCGACAGCUCAUUCGCCAACUGGGCCGCGCAGCACAUCGACUCUUUGUCGAAGUUGGUUCCCGGUGGGAUCGUGCCUUUGGGCUGCUUCGUCGUGGCCAGCGAGGCCACGGCGAAAGACUUGGCUCCUCAAUUGGUGCCGCCGAUGCGCAACCUCAUCGACCCAUUGGUCUUAAGCAUCGACCCUUCAAGCAGGAAGACUUCCUGGCUGCAGCUGAGCAUGGGGCCAAAGCCUGCCCUGCGCCAAGCACAGAUGAAACCAGAGGCCUACAAGGAGCACUUGCUGCUAUGGACCACGACCGAAGUAGACGUGAUGUUGCCGUUUGAUGGAAGCCUUCCCCACGACGGUGACACCGCAGAGCUGGUCGAGCAGACAUCCAGGUAUGUCGAUCAAGAUCUACGAGAACGCUGUUGCUGUGUGCUGAGUAGCUCUCAGGUCGUCGAUUUCGGCAGCGAGGCGAAUGUCAGCGCCAUCGCAGCCAAGGGCGCAGAAGACCUGCGCAUCGGCUUCCUGCGCUCUGGAACUGUUCGUUCAGGAGGCAGUGAGAUUGGCAGUUCAGGGUGCAGGGUGCGAGCCACCAUCGCUGCCAGCAUUCUGAUCCUGAGGCGGAAUGUCGAAUUCCGCCACGCUGUGGAGCAGCUCCGCAAGGAAGUUGCCAAAACAGCCGCGGAGCGGCUUCAGGUGGCGCUUGACGACUGCCCAGGCGAGUUGUGCGGAAAGAGGUUGGACUUGCCCUGGCGCAGCUUCCACAUGCCGCAGGACCUCGAGCUGCCGCUGUGGUUUGGAGAUUAUUGCAUGAAAGACGAGGAGCAUGCAGAGGCGCGAGAGAGACUUGGCUUCUUCCUUGGUGCACAACCAGAUAUGCUCGAGCAGGCGCCUGAUCACUUGGAUGAGCAGAAGAUUCUCACCGCCAAGCAUCCGGGCACCUACGGACCCGAACCUGCAGAUGUGAAGCCAAAGGAUGUUUCCAACCCCACCGAGGACAUGCAGGAUCCCGGGCCACCCAAAGGACCCAUUGCAGCAUGUGUCGGGAUUGCUGUGCUGAUCGUGGCGGUCGCGAUACCACUGCUUCGCUGA
Symbiodinium sp. CCMP2592 is the source of this 1290-nucleotide messenger RNA. NCBI's taxonomy places the organism in Eukaryota, Dinophyceae, Suessiales, Symbiodiniaceae. The record is from the annotation of a GenBank genome assembly.